Molecule: messenger RNA, 730 nt
Organism: Betta splendens (Siamese fighting fish)
Lineage: Eukaryota; Metazoa; Chordata; Actinopteri; Anabantiformes; Osphronemidae
Gene: anapc16
Product: anaphase promoting complex subunit 16
Exons: 4
Coding region: 164-490 (108 amino acids)
Biological process (GO): protein ubiquitination
Cellular component (GO): kinetochore; anaphase-promoting complex; cytosol
Source: RefSeq, a predicted model, not a curated record
CCAUCCGCAUGGUUUACAAAUCUGCGGUACGGACGUCAUCGUUUCAAACGUAAAACUGCGUGUUUGUCGUAAAGUAUUGGUUCGACAUCUGAACAAACAACACAAGUGAUUCCGUGGAUUUCAAUCACUGUAAUAUAAAGAGGAAAUCAGAGUUCCUGAGACAAUGGCAGCGUCCUCUUCCUCAUCUUCCGCUGGAGGAGUAAGCGGCAGCUCGGUCACUGGCUCGGGAUUCAGUGCAUCAGAGCUCAUCCCCCCAAGAAAAGUCUUGUAUACAUAUCCUAAAGGCGCAGGUGAAAUGAUGGAAGAUGGCUCUGACAGAUUUUUAUGUGAGUCUGUAUUCAGCUACCAAGUUGCCUCAACAUUGAAACAGGUUAAACAUGAUCAACAAGUAUCUCGAAUGGAGAAGCUCGCAAGCUUGGUGGAGGAGCUGGAAGCAGACGAGUGGCGCUAUAAACCGAUUGAACAGCUUCUGGGAUUUACACCCUCAUAAAAUAAAAGAAUAUAGAUGCCUUUUAAAAGAGAGUGGCAGAUGCAUUAUUUCAGUUCACAAUUUCUAGUUCAUCUUCAUGGUAUUAUUCUAUAUAUUAAGUGUGUUCUCUAGAUAUAUUGAAUGUAAUGUGUUAUAAUAUCACGCUAUUGUAUGAAUAUGGUCCGCUUUUAAAAUAAACAUGUUUAUUGUUAUUAGCUUUUUCAACAUGUCUGGCUAAUAAAGGUGUUCUGCCAGUUCGAA